Austrofundulus limnaeus is the source of this 2872-nucleotide messenger RNA. It is a transcript of the gene ccdc3b, whose product is annotated as coiled-coil domain containing 3b. NCBI's taxonomy places the organism in Eukaryota, Metazoa, Chordata, Actinopteri, Cyprinodontiformes, Rivulidae. The record is from RefSeq and is a predicted model, not a curated record. Bases 343 to 1200 code for a protein of 285 amino acids. The transcript has 3 exons.
UACAUGGGAAGAAAUGUAGAAAAAGUUUACAUUUGUGUCUUACAGUUUUUUAUUAUUAUUAAUAUUAUUAUUAUUAUUAUUCGCUUCUUGUCGUUCUGUCUCACAGAGGCGCAGUGGUAGGCCUAUUUAUUUUUUGGUUUGGCUUUUUUUUUUUUUUUUUUUCCUGCAGAGGGAUGCUGGAGCCAUCAGGCUGCAGCUGGUUGGGCAGGGACUGCAGGGCAGUAACUAUCAGGGCUUUUCUGUUUCUUGCUCUGUAAAAAGUCCUUCUACACAUUUGAAGCAUCUUUGCCGAUCCCUUCUCUCUUUGCGACUUCCCUGUGCGCCUUGGCGCGCUCCUCAGAGAUGCGUCCUCUCUGUCACAUCAUCACCAUGUGGAUUAGUUUGGCCUUUGUUCUGGCAGCUGCCAGUCCGGGUGGGAGCUGGGGGGGCUGUCAGCUGCCCCACGACUGGAGACCGCAGACAGAAGCGUGCCGCGCCGAGCUGGCGGAGAUCAUCGUGUUUGCCAAGGUGCUGGCGCUGCACAAGGAGUCCUACAGCGUCUACAACUACCUGCCGUGGCAGCACGACACCGACCUGCUCUUCUCCGCUGAGAUCGAGCUGCUGUGCGACCAGGCGUGGGGCAGCAUGCUGGAGGUCCCCACCGGCUCCAGGUUCAAUGUCAGUGGCCUGGGCUACUUACCGUGCUUCACCUACAGCGUCACCCAAAACAACAACUACUACUUCUUCCUCAGGAUGGAUGAGAAUUACAACAUCAUGCCACACGGGGUGAACUUCCAGGACCCCAUCUUCCCUGACACUCCGGAGAACCACCGCAUGUUUGCCAGUCUCUUCCAGUUUUCUAACUGCACUCCUGGAACCCAGGUCCACAGCUUCACUCCAGAGUGGGAGGCUCAGGAGGACAGCCGGUUGUUGUGCUCCACGGUGCAGAAGGCUCUGUUUGAGGAAGAAGAGAGGGUGAAGACUCUCUCCCAGAAAGUGCGUUCUUUGGAGAAAGCCAAUGGCCACCUGAGGGAAAAGGUGAAGACCUUAAAACGUCUGUUACGCCAGGCCCAAAAGGAGACCACCAAGGAGCAACAGACCCUCAGCUUUAAACAGCUCUACGAGUCAAAGACGCCUCAAGCUCAUCCUGAUCAGGACACGAUCCAGGAUCAAAAGAACCAGCCACUUAAACAGGUUCAGACUAAGAAGAUAAAAAGCUAGAUUUAUUGGUUUUACUUUGGUCAGUGUAAAUUCAAAUAUCUUUCUCCUUUUGCAUUUCAUGGCAGAUGUGAGAAGAACUAGUGAAAAGCAAAACAAUUAGGGCCAAUUAAAAUCACCAUAUUUUUAUUAUGAAUACCUUAUAAACAUUUAAUGAUAAAACAAUCAUUUUAAAAGUAUAUAUUAAUAAGCCGUUCCUCCUUUUGGUGCUGGACACAUAUUUCGUUUCAACCUUGAAUCGRCACAUAAAUGGUGUUUUAGCAGCCUUGAAACUGUAUUUUAAAAAAAGUUUCAAAGUGAAAAAUAUACGUUUGAAACGUCACCUUCGUUUUCCUGUAGACAUCUUUUAAAAUCAGUGAUGUCAUUGCCCCACCUUCAAUCUAACCUUGCUUCCUGUUUUUGGUAUAUUUUCUUGGUAGUGUAACAGCGCCUCCCGGUCUGGCAUAGUCACAACAAUAUUUUGAGUUUUAAGUUUCUGUGUGGAUGGAGACAUUUCAAAGAACUGUGCCGUGUUUACAAAGAUAUUUUUAGAAACAACAAAAGAACAUUGUUUUAUAGAAACUGAUUCAAACACCAUUGAACAUUUUGGAUUAUCAAAAAAUCUGGAAUGUGCAAGCCCACAAGUAAAAGUGACUUCAUUUGGUGUUUGCAAAAAAUGUAGCAAAUAAUUUCURAUUUCAGCUUUACUAAAGCUGGGUGUAAGUUACAUUAUGUUAAUUUACAGUUGUACAUCACUAUAUGAAGAUUAGGCAGCCCUGUCACUUUUUCAACAAGGUCUUUCUCAAAAUGCAGGUCAAAUUUUAUGUUUUAUGUUUAAAAAAAAAACAAGCACUUUUUGUUACAUUAUUUAAAAGGUUUACAUUUUCCCAAUUAUGAAUUUUGCUUCUUUGUUUUUAAAAUGCAAAAUUAUUGCAGAUUCACAUUUUUUUUAAGUUUUUUUCCAGCUUUCAGACAGUUAUUAGCAGAUAUUUAUUUAAUUACUUGCUUUUUUGUCUGUUUCUUUUUAUUUUUAAGUGACAGAAUUUGACAGCUUUGGCUUUCCAUACAUGCUAGCGUAUCACAAUAUUUAUCUUAAAUUUGUCAUGUAUUACAAUAAGUAUCUUUGAAAAAUGCAUUUUUUUWAAAAGUUCUCACUUGUUUAUGUGAACAUCAGUGUUUUUUUCUUAUUUGAAUAUGAGGUGCUGAGCACCUGGUAACUUCAGCCAGAUGCAGCUGGUAUUUUGUUGUUUCUGCGUCAGAAAUGAACCUUGAUUUUAUCGAUGUAUGUUCUUUUGUUGAUUUUUUUGCUUUUUUUAAACUAUUAAUGUUUUGAUUUGCCAAUACCAUAAUAAUUUUCUGUAAUAAUUACUUAUUCCAUCCUUUUUGUUUUACACACUUGUCCUCUAUGGUCACGAGGAGCUGGUGCCUACAUGUCCUCCUGUUAUUGUGUGAGAGGCAGGGGAUACCCUGAACAGGUCCUAAAUCCAUUAAAGGGACACCUAAAGACAAAUGAGACAUGCACACUCUCACCCGCACCUAUUUAGAGUUACCAAGUAAGCUAGCAUGCAGGAAACCGGGGGGACAUCUGAACUGCAGAGAGGCAACCCCGCAACCUUUUCUCUGUGAAGCCACAGCUCUAACCACUGCACCGCCCUGCUGCCCCCUUAUUUUUUUAAUAAAAAACUUUUUUUCAGAA